This is a messenger RNA of Pseudoliparis swirei, 384 nucleotides long. RefSeq names its product upper zone of growth plate and cartilage matrix associated b (gene ucmab). Bases 1 to 384 code for a protein of 127 amino acids. The transcript has 5 exons. Gene Ontology annotation, biological process: regulation of osteoblast differentiation; embryonic skeletal system development. Gene Ontology annotation, cellular component: extracellular matrix. NCBI's taxonomy places the organism in Eukaryota, Metazoa, Chordata, Actinopteri, Perciformes, Liparidae. The record is from RefSeq and is a predicted model, not a curated record.
AUGUCCUGGACAUAUGCGACCCUGCUGGCUCUCCUCACUGUGCUUCUGGCACUUUCCUGGUCUCCAGAGGCCGAGUCUGCAGCUGUGCCCGGCAGCACAGGCAGCGCAAAAGAUCCACAAGGUCCGCUGAAAAAGAUCUUCAUGAAACAGGCAGAUGCCUCGAACUUCUUGAGAAGACGCAGCGGACGGGGUGCAAAGUCUCAUGAUGAGAUUGACGCUGAGCAGAAGCAGAUUCUGGCUGCAAAUGAGCGGAAGAGACAGUUUCACGAGAAGAGGAACGAAUUUGAGAGCUUCUCUGAAGAGGACGAUGAUGAACAAGACGAGAGGAGCAGAGAGAGCCCCGAGGAGUGGGAGGAGUUUCACGACGACGGGAUGCAGGAGUAA